Molecule: messenger RNA, 1566 nt
Organism: Nerophis lumbriciformis (worm pipefish)
Lineage: Eukaryota; Metazoa; Chordata; Actinopteri; Syngnathiformes; Syngnathidae
Source: RefSeq, a predicted model, not a curated record
AUGAGACUUGCAUCCUCAAACGGGCUAAGCAUGGUUUCCCUGCUGCUGCCGCUGCUACUCCUGCUGCUAUCACUCAUUCCAAGGGCCGUUUCCAUGGCGAUGCAUCCCAACACCACCGGCUGGCAGCAGAUUCUGGACAAAUAUCUGGACGAGGAAGGAGACUUGUGGGAAGCCAAGAAGAGGGGGAGGCGGGCCAUCACUGACAGCGACGCCCAGCUUAUACUGGACCUGCACAACAAGCUCCGAGGUCAGGUGUACCCUCAAGCCUCGAACAUGGAAUACAUGGAAUGGGACACGGAGUUGGAGCGCACGGCAGAGGAGUGGGCCGAGACCUGCCUGUGGGAACAUGGUCCUGCUGGCUUAUUGCCACAGAUUGGCCAGAAUCUGGGAGCUCACUGGGGGAGGUAUCGUCCCCCAACCUCCCAUGUUCAAGCUUGGUAUGAUGAAGUGAAAGACUACUCUUUCCCUUAUCCCCAGGAGUGUAACCCCUACUGCCCAUUCCGAUGCUCCGGCCCUGUUUGCACGCAUUACACCCAGCUGGUGUGGGCCACCAGCAGCCGGAUUGGCUGUGCUGUCAACUUGUGCUACAACAUGAAUGUGUGGGGACAGAAUUGGGCCAAGGCUGUGUAUCUUGUGUGCAACUAUUCACCAAAGGGGAACUGGUGGGGACAUGCACCAUACAAACAUGGAGCCCCUUGUUCCGCAUGUCCUCCCAGCUAUGGAGGUGGCUGCAAAGACAAUCUCUGUUAUAAAGGCCACAACACUCCAGAGGAAACGGAAGAAAACAACUUUAUCGAACCAGAGCCCCCCCGUACUACGCAGAGGGUCCGGCCACGGAUUUCAAAGCCUGAGACUCCAAGUCUUCCUGCGACCAAACCCCACAUGGAAGACCUGCCAAAGAACGAAGUGGUCAACGAACAACAGAUGUCCCAGCUUAUGACCUGUGACACCAAGCUUCGAGAUCAGUGUAAAGGAACGACAUGCAAUAGAUAUGAAUGCCCUGCAGGAUGCUUAGAUGCUACAGGGAAAGUAGUUGGGACAGUUUACUAUGAAAUGCAAUCCAGCGUGUGUCGGGCUGGUUUACAUGCUGGUGUCAUAGAUAAUGAUGGAGGAUGGAUGGAUGUAACGAGAGAGGGAAGAAAGGACUUCUUCAUCAAGUCUAACAAGAAUGGGGUCCAGUCACUGGGGAAAUACCAGAGUGCUAAUUCAUUUACUGUUUCCAGAGUGGCAGUCAAAGCGAUCACCUGUGAGACCACUGUCGCACAACUGUGUCCUUACCAAAGACCUGCAAAGCAUUGCCCAAGGUUAUACUGCCCAAGGAAUUGUAUAGAAGAGAAACCAAACAUAUCCAGAGUCAUCGGUACCAGAAUAUACUCCGAUAAAUCCAGCAUUUGCCGUGCAGCAGUCCACGCUGGGGUUGUCAGGAACAACGCGGGAGGUUACAUCGACGUGAUGCCGGUUGACAAACGGAAACUCUACAUUGCAUCGGAUCAAAAUGGCGUUGUCUCAGAAAGUCUACAGAAUCCUCCUGGCGGGAAGGCGUUUCGGGUGUUCGCCGUGAUUUGA